This is a messenger RNA of Ectocarpus sp. CCAP 1310/34, 2541 nucleotides long. Lineage: Eukaryota; Phaeophyceae; Ectocarpales; Ectocarpaceae. The record is from the annotation of a GenBank genome assembly.
UUUCUUCCGCGCUUCAACACCACAACCAACAUCACAGCAACUCAGCAACUCAGCAGCUCUCAUCAAGUCCACGCCGAUUCCUUGCCCUUGCACAAGGGAGCAAAACCUUCUUUGCGACCUGAUCCAUAGUUUGGUCCUUUGUGUGGGAUCCGUGCGCACUAUGACGAGAUAUGCCAAUCUUCUCAAGCCCUUGGACCUAGGGCACACACAGCUCAAGAACCGUGUGCUCAUGGGAUCCAUGCACACUGGCUUAGAGGAGCGGGGCGUCUUGGGCGGUGGGCUUUCCAAGCUUGCGGCGUUUUUCGCCGAGCGAGCCACGGGCGGAGCUGGCUUGAUGGUCACCGGAGGCAUCGCUCCUAACAGGGCCGGGACAGUCUACCCCAUGGCCGCCAAGCUGACCAACAGUCGUGGAGUCAGGGCGCACGCUGAGGUGACGGAGGCCGUGCACCAGAAUGACGGCAAGAUCUGCAUGCAGAUUUUGCACGCGGGGCGCUACGCCUACCACCCGUGGGCCGUGGCCCCCUCCGCUGAAAAGGCCCCAAUAAACCAGCACACGCCCGAGGCCUUGAGCAACAUCGACGUCUACCACACCGUGCGCGAUUUCAUUACAUGUGCAAUGCUGGCGAGGGAGGCUGGGUACGACGGCGUGGAAGUGAUGGGAUCGGAGGGAUACUUGAUCAACCAGUUCCUCGUGGAGCACACAAACAAGAGGCGAGACGAGUGGGGAGGAAGCUACGAGAACCGAAUGCGCUUUCCGGUGUCGGUGGUGGAGGGGAUCAGGGAGGCUUGCGGGGACGACUUCAUCAUCAUCUACCGGCUGUCCAUGCUCGACCUCAUCGAAAAGGGGUCUAGCUGGGAAGAGAUAGUUGAGCUAGCGAAGAACAUCGAGAAGGCCGGAGCGAGCAUCAUCAACACCGGCAUCGGGUGGCAUGAGGCAAGGGUACCUACCAUCGCCACGAGCGUGCCCAGAGCGGGUUUCUCGUGGGUAACCAAGAAGCUGAAGGGGCAGGUGUCGGUGCCACUGAUCACUACGAACAGGAUCAACAUGCCGGACACGGCGGAGAAGGUGCUGGCUGAGGGCCACGCAGACAUGGUUUCAAUGGCCAGACCUUUCUUGGCGGACCCGUUCUGGGUGAGGAAGGCGACCGAGGGUCGUGUGGACGAGAUCAACACCUGCAUCGGCUGCAACCAAGCGUGCCUGGAUCACACCUUCAAGGGAAAGCAAGCGUCGUGCUUGGUCAACCCUCGUGCGGGGUACGAGACGACCCUGAACCUGCUUCCCGUGAAUCGAGAGAAAGUGAAGAGGGUUGCCGUAGUGGGGUCGGGGCCGGCGGGGCUUGCUGCGGCAACCGGCUGCGCAGAGAGAGGGCACAACGUCACACUUUUCGAAGGCGCGAACCAACUGGGGGGUCAGUUCAACAUGGCGAAGCUAGUCCCCGGGAAGGAAGAGUUCUACGAGACUCUCAGAUACUUCAAGCGAAAGAUCGAUUUGACCGGCGUCGACAUCAGACUCAACAGCAAGGUCGAUGCCCCCUCCUUGCUGGCCUCCGAUCCGGGCUUCGAUGCUGUCAUCUUGGCGACUGGAGUGCUGCCAAGGAAGCUGAACUUUGAGGGGUCCGACCACCCGAAGGUGCUAAGCUACGUGGAUGUGUUGAGGCACAAGGCGGAGGUGGGUCGAAGGGUGGCGGUGAUCGGAGCCGGUGGGAUCGGGUUCGACGUCUCGGAGUACCUGCUAGGGGAGAAAGCGCUACAGACCCCCGCCGAAGAACGCCUCCAAGACGUACCAUCAUUCCUCAAGGAAUGGAAGAUCGACCGGCAUUUGUCCAACCGAGGGGGGCUCGCUGAUGGGACGAGCGGUGACAACUCUGGCCACAACGGCAGGGAAAUCUGGCUGUGUCAGAGGAAGAAGGCCCCUCUGGGCAAGGGUCUUGGGAAGACUACCGGGUGGAUACACCGCACGUCUCUAAAGAAGCGCGGAGUUCAUAUGCUGGGAAGCGUGUCUUACAACAAGGUGGAUGACGAGGGCCUCCACAUCAAGGUGGAUGGAGAGCCGAUGGUGCUGCCGGUGGACAACGUCAUUGUCUGCGCGGGCCAGGAGCCACUCAAAGAUCUCGAGGAUCCCCUCAAGGAAGCCGGCAUGCCGGUGUUCUUGAUAGGCGGGGCGGAAAAGGCGGCCGAGCUCGACGCCAAGCGAGCCAUCGACCAGGGCACGCGGCUGGCGGCUGUGGUGGAAGACGCCCACUCGGGAGACGUCUACAACGCACCGGAAUCCCUCAAAGCCAAGGUUCUGCAGGCAAUGACCCAGGGCUGAGUGAGUAAUAUGUAUUCCAUCUUUUCAAGGCAGGCGUAUGCUGAAGAUGCCGGGACCGUUGAACUUGGCGAAAUGAAAGGCUCUGCCAAUGCGGUGAAAUCUGCGUUCUUGAGCUCAAAGGCGCGUUGGAAGGACAGCGUUAUGACGAAGGUCUUCACGCUACGAUUUCCAUGUAUCACGGGCGUUUCCUGCUUACAUAGAGACCCUCUCGGCGGGAGCGGGGGGGGGGG